UUCCUAGCUGCGCUGCUCUGGAGCUUCGCUAUAUUUUCCUUCCCUUCCCAUCAGCCACCCAACUCAUCUUCUUCGUCGCUUGAUCUAUAAUUUUGGUCAAGUCCCAGAAUCUUAUUUCGGAGAAACUUCCUUCUGGCUGGCCUUUGCCGGCUGUGCUGGCCAGAGUUUUUAUUCUUAAGCAACUGAAUCACCUAUACGAUCCAAACUAGUGGGACCCGUUGGUUCUUGUCUUAUUUUCGCUCCUUCUUGCUUUUGAAGGUUGGUAUCUCAGCUCGAUUUGGGGAGUUCUUGAUCAUUCUGCAGCUGGGAUUCGACCUGGAUAUCCUCGUCGCGUCAGUGCAAGUUCAUCUCCAAUCUGAUGGGAUCAACAGAGGAGAAAACAAAUUACCUAUCAGAUGAAGGAACUCCGUUGAAGUCCUCACCGGUCGCGAAAAAUGUAUCGCAUAGCUUCGAUUGCGAGACGGGUCCUGUUCGUUCUUCCCCAGAUGUUACAAGAUGGUGGAAGACUAACAACAUUCGUAUUAGACCUCUUAGAAGUGCUUAUAUAGUGUUAGUUAGAGCAAAGAUCAACGUGUUACUACCUUUUGGUCCUUUGGCUAUUCUGCUACACUACUUGACCGGAAAGCAUGGAUGGGUCUUCUUUUUCACUUUACUUGGCAUUGCACCCUUGGCAGAGCGUCUUGGUUAUGCAACCGAGCAGCUUGCCUUCUACACUGGACCAACAGUUGGCGGUCUUUUGAAUGCAACAUUUGGAAAUGCUACCGAAAUGAUUAUAUCGAUUUAUGCGUUAAAGAGUGGGAUGAUUAGGGUUGUUCAACAGUCAUUACUGGGUUCAAUCUUGUCAAAUAUGCUCCUUGUUCUUGGUUGUGCUUUCUUUACUGGUGGGAUUGUUCAUCAUAAGGUGCAGGUUUUCAAUAAGGGUUCUGCUGUUGUUAAUUCAGGAUUGUUGUUGAUGGCUGUUAUGGGAACAACUUUUCCGGCUGUUCUUCAUUUCACCCACACAGAACUUCAUUCUGGAGAGUCAGCACUAUCUCUUUCAAGAUUUAGCAGCUGUAUUAUGUUAAUUGCAUAUGCAAGCUAUCUUUUCUUUCAACUUAAAAGUCAGCAGGACCUCUAUGGUCCUCUUGAUGAGGUAGGUGAAGAUGAAGUUGAGGAUGAUUCUGAGAUUUAUGCUUGGGAAGCAAUUGGAUGGCUUGCUAUCUUGACUGUAUGGGUAUCUAUUUUAUCUGGAUAUCUUGUUGAUGCUAUCCAGGGAGCAUCUGAAUCAUUGAAUUUGCCAGUGGCUUUUAUUAGUGUAAUUUUGUUGCCAAUUGUUGGAAAUGCUGCUGAACAUGCGAGUGCAAUCAUGUUUGCCAUGAAGGAUAAGCUUGACAUCACCCUUGGAGUUGCUAUUGGAUCGUCGACACAAAUAUCCAUGUUUGUGAUCCCGUUUUGCGUGGUUGUUGGAUGGUGCAUGGGGGAACCAAUGGACUUGAACUUUAAACUCUUUGAGACAGCGACUUUGUUCAUCACUGUUUUAGUGGUGGCCUUUAUGUUGCAGGAGGGGACAUCCAAUUAUUUCAAAGGUGUAAUGCUUAUUCUAUGCUACCUCAUUGUGGCAGCCAGUUUUUUUGUACACAUUGACCCUACUAAUGAUAAUGACUAACCCUCGAAGCAAGUAUGUCCCUGGGAAUUUACUGCAACCUGAACCUUUGCAUUGCAUUGGUUCUCAAACCACCAUUGCUUCAGUUCGAUGGAACCUGCAAACAUUGGAGGACUCACACAAAUGGUUUGGUCUUUAAAUGGAGUUUGGUUUCAUUUGUUGAACUGUACUGUAAUCUUUUUGUGGCUUGACAGUUCAUCUUUUUUCUCAUUAUCAUCUUCUUCUUUAACUUGUUUAUCAUAAACUUGAGAGCUGUAAUCUUUCUAUAUUCAUCGAUUGUAAGCUCUUCCUUUGAAUGUU
Cucurbita maxima (winter squash) is the source of this 1942-nucleotide messenger RNA. Its product is annotated as vacuolar cation/proton exchanger 3-like. Gene Ontology annotation, biological process: calcium ion transmembrane transport; intracellular calcium ion homeostasis. The coding region runs from base 359 to 1645 and encodes 428 amino acids. The record is from RefSeq and is a predicted model, not a curated record. Lineage: Eukaryota; Viridiplantae; Streptophyta; Magnoliopsida; Cucurbitales; Cucurbitaceae. Gene Ontology annotation, molecular function: calcium:proton antiporter activity. The transcript has 12 exons. Gene Ontology annotation, cellular component: plant-type vacuole membrane.